This is a messenger RNA of Aplysia californica (California sea hare), 8211 nucleotides long. RefSeq names its product AH receptor-interacting protein. Lineage: Eukaryota; Metazoa; Mollusca; Gastropoda; Aplysiida; Aplysiidae. The transcript has 6 exons. Bases 208 to 1194 code for a protein of 328 amino acids. Gene Ontology annotation, molecular function: protein binding; peptidyl-prolyl cis-trans isomerase activity. The record is from RefSeq and is a predicted model, not a curated record.
GUAACUCUGAAUAAUACUGAAUAUAAUAUUACACUAGGCUAAAACCGUAGAAUCUUGGCAAAGUAGACCUAGAAUCUAGAUCUAGAUCUAGAUCUAUCUCUUGAGAUUAUCUAGACCUCUCACUAAGCCCGAGGUCUUCGUACACCGUAUUCCGUUUUUCCGAGGGCUGUGGACAAGCUUUAGAUUCUAUGUGUUUAGUAAAUAAAAAUGGCCGAGGCAUUCUUUCAGCUUCAGAAAGAAGGCAUUCUGAAAAAAGUCGUUUAUGGAGGCGAGGGUGAUGUACCAUCAUUUCCUGAUGGAGCUAAGGCUGUCUUCCAUUACCGCACCAUGAAAACUGAUGAGGAGAGAACUCUCCUGGAUGACAGCAAGCACACUUCUAAGCCCAUGGAGCUGAUCUUUGGCAAAAAGUUCAAGCUGGAGGUCUGGGAAAUUUUGCUGAAGACCAUGAAGGUCAAAGAAGUGGCAGAGUUUACAUGCGAUAUCAAACACACAGCUGUGUAUCCGCUGGUAGCAAAGAGUCUGCGUGACAUCGCCAAGGGUCACACAGAGCACAAAGGUUCCUCCCACUGCUGCGGCAUGAUGGCUCUGGCCGAUCAUGGGAUGGGCUAUGCUGACUUGGACGAACUAGUCAAGAAACCGCAGUCACUUGUGUUUGUCUUGGAGCUGCUUGAGCUGAUACUGCCAGAGCAGUACGAGAAAGAGUCAUGGUCUAUGAAUGAAGCAGAGAAACUAGAAAGUAUCCCACGGCUAAGGACGGCAGGCAAUGAUGCAUACAGACGCAAAGAGUAUGAGGAGGCUGCUGGCAAGUAUGGCCAGGCUUUGGCCAUGCUGGAGGACCUGAUGUUGCAAGAAAAGCCUGGGGAGGAGGAGUGGCACCACCUGGAUGACAUGAAGCGACCGUUGCUGCUCAACUUUUGUCAGUGUAAACUCCUGACAGAGGACUUCUACCCUGUAAUCACACACACCUCUGAUGUCUUGCAGCGAGAACCUGACAAUGUGAAGGCUUUGUUCCGUCGGGCUAAGGCCCACGCGGCUGUUUGGAACGUGAAAGAGGCGCAGGAGGACUUUGUCCGUGUCACAACCCUCGACGCCAGCCUGGAGGGUGCAGUGAAGAAAGAGCUGGCCAAGUUGGACCAGAAGGUCAAGGUGAAGGAUGAGCAGGAGAAGUCAAGGUUGAAGGGUAUGUUCAGCUGACCCGUCAGUUGACCCUGUGAUUGCUUGACCUUUUCUGGCACCCACAGAUUGUGACCUGAGCUAACGACUGUUUCUGGAUGAUGUGAUUACUCUCUUGACCAGACUUUCAGCUUUUUAGACUGCGGUAUUGCAAUAUUGCCCAUUGAGAGCAGGCAAGGUUCUUCAUGGAUAUUGAAAAGGCUAAUUACUGUAUUGAAUUACAUCCUUUCGCUGAUGAAUGCUGGUAAGUGUAUCAUCACCCUGAAACAGUAGAAAGUGGCAGAGGUAACCCAGGUGAAAUGAGAUCAUGUAUUAUACUGUGAAGGAAAUGGUGCUGUUUGUGAUGGGGAUUUGUAUGGAUUUAGAAAUGUUUGUUUAAUACAAAAAACUGUGACCAUGCGGUGAGACCGAAGUUAUUUUGACAUUGAUGUCAUUGAUGCGUAAUGCGUAGCAUGGUUGGUUGGGGGGUUUAUACUUCAUCUGAGUAAAACUUUGAAAGAGUCGGACAUAGUUUCGUUAGUUGAUUUUAUGAAGCUUUAAAAGAUAAACAGGAUGCUUUGAUAUGCUUCUGAUUAGUGUUUAGUUUCUUUCCCAUCAGGAAGAUGUUACAUUUGUGGUGAUUCAGGAUGACCUUUCAUACGAUUACUUUUGUGCAUUUUGAGUUUAAGUUAAUGCAAUUACUUAAAAGACCCUGCAAUGCUUCUUUUAUUUUGACUUUGUUUUUAUUACACGCCAUGUUACCACUUUUUGACCAUGAGCUAUGAUUUUAACUGGACAUAAAUUCUGAAAUCUACUUUGCUCUCUUGGAUAGAAUAGCAGGCUGUGACAAGUGAAUAUAUCUGUGAGUUAAGUGAACAACAUAUGCAAGUUAACUGCCCGCUGCAACAAGUAAUUAGCACAUUGCAGUAAUAAUGUAGCACAUUACAAUUAAUAGCCUAAAUAGCGUAUUGUGAUAAGAGAAAUGCAUAUUACAAUCUAUAAAUAGCGUAUUGCGACAAGAAAAAAGCAUAUUACAAUUCAUAAAUAGUGUACUGUGACAAGAAAAGAAAAGCACGUCGCAACAGUGAAUCAUUCACUGUGACAAGUUUCAAGUACAUUUUGUCAAGUGAAGGGCUUACUUGUUCUGGCCACAAGUAGCCUGAACCCUGUCUAAUCCCUCUGACUCAUUCUUAAUGCUUUCUGGUUGUCAUCGUCUUCUGUGAUCCACAGGUACAAAAUAUAGAUUGUAGAUAAUUUUUAUUUUGUUGUAGAACACAGUUGUAAUUUUUCAACCAAGCGUUGUUUUAGAUCUGAGCUUUUUAUCUUGAAAGAUUGAUGUAUAAUGUAGAUGAGGAAGAGAUGACAUUUUGCAAGCUGUUGUUUUAGUAUAAUGUAAUGUUUGACAUUUUUUUGAGGAGUUGAUGUUAGUUGUUUUUUUAGUUCAUCCAUUCGUUUUAUUAGUCUACUAUCAGCUUGUGACAUUUUAUUUCCAUCCUUUCACAACUAAUGUCUGUGAUAUUACCAAAGUUUUGGUUUGUUCCUAAUUCUGUGUUGUAUCAUUAAUUGUAUUUAGUAAGUAAUUGUUGUCAAUAUUUUGCAGCUGUUUAUUAUCAUUAUAAUCUCUCAUGUUUUUCAUCUAUUAGUUUAGUUUAUAUUUAUUUGAAAUUUCUGCUACUAGUGUAAUGAAAACUGCGAUUUUGCUCAUUUUGAUAAUUACUUUGUGAAUGCGUGACAGGAAGUGAAGAUCUUGGCAUUAUGGGUGGCAUGAUGUUGACAGGGAUAUAUGUGCUUUCUCUCAUUCAUCAUUUGUCCAUGUCAAUUUUUAAAUUAAGAAAUAAUUAGAGCAUUGGAAAGCUCAGAACUAUACCUUCAAUAUUUUAGUUCCUUCUACUAUUUUUGGUGAUCAUCAUGUGACCCAAAAUGAUUUUCAGGCUUUGAACUGCAACACUUGUGAGCACAAGUAGGCUUUCCUGCAUUCUACCUAUGUUUUAAUAAUGAUAUCAAAACCAUCUUUUGGCAUUGGGGUAUCCCCUUGACAAAAUGUAAUUUUACUGUCUUAUUGUAUUUCUGUUAUUGAUGAUUCUGAUACCAAAAUUAAACUUUGUGAAAAUACAGGAUAGCCUACUUGUGCUUAUGAGUACUAGCCUGUGAACGAGAAAUUAUUGUUUUGCUUCCUUUCAGCAACUCAUGUUGCCCAUACUUUCUUCACAAAAGUAGGAAUAUGAGCAGGGGGCAAUGUGUUGAAGUUGGCUUUUUAGUUCCAAUCGUCCCAAAAGAUGUGUCGAGCAACUGGAAUUUGGAGAUGGAAGAACUCACUUUGAGUCUUGGCUUAUUUAUUGUGAAGUGUAUACACUUCAUGUCUCAUAUGACAUUAAAAAAUACAUUUUGCUGAUCAAAUUAUUGUCUUGGGCAUAGGUUUGAUUUUUUAGAUUUUUAAAGAAUUUUUGUUGUAUUGUUAAAUCCUAGCCUCUGUGUGAUGCUUUUCUCUACUACUAUCAACACAGAUUUGUAAUUUAAGCACCAGCCAUUGUGUUGUCAAAAAAUGAUUUUUGUCUCCUUUUUGUUGACUGCUGAAUGGAAGGAAGGGCUCCUCUGUAAUAUUUUUUCCUUUCCUGUCCUUUUCUUUUGUGUGUGUCAACUUAAUGUACUCACUGGUGUCAUCAGCACAAGUUGACCACAACUGCAAUUUUCCUCCUGUCCCCAUGCUUUUCUUCCUACCCGAACUACUCAGUGGAAUAACUAGAACUCUGGAUUAAUGAGAUCCUUGAUUCCCAUUUUUUCCCUUUAUUCACCUCUGCAAUUGGAAUUAUAAGACACUCAUUUAGGAAUUUUGGUAAUAGCAAGAGAAUUAUAAGCUGUCAGCCCUUGAACUUUUAGAAGAGAUAAUGAGUAGGCUAUAUGGUGGCCAAACAUUCCAACUACGCUAAACGGGUUAUUUCAUUGUUGGGCUAAUGUAAAUGACUCUUGUGUGAUCCUGUUCCCUGUCUUCCUCCCUCCUUUCCCCUUACAAACACAUAUACACACCCUUCUCCUCAAUUGCAUUUCGACUGCUGUGUAAAAUUCCCGUCAUACAUCACUUUUCAAAAUUGACGUGACGUAUUGCAGUCUUACACCAAACAGUUGAUUUAUUUGUUGUGCAAGCUAAGCUUCUAUGUGCCCUCUGUUACUGUAUGUAUUACGUGGUGACUUGUUGUGUAGUAGCAAGGUUGGGUGUUGUGUAUGUAGUGGAUCUAUUUUAUACUAUUACUAUAGGGGUCAUUGCCUUGUUCUUUUACAUAAAUGGUACUUGCACAGUGCAGCUUCACAUGUUGCAUGUCUCACUUAGUUGUCUCUUGACAGUUUCGGCGUUCUUGUCUUUAGAUGCUGGCCAGUAAAUACGUUUGAAGUCAUUACUCUUGUUAUUUGAAAAUGUUUAGUAUCUAAGAGAAAAUGCAUACCACUUGAAACUGGCCUUCAUUAGGACAGCUGAGUGAAACAAUAAGACAAUACUCAAUGUCGAGACAUCGAUCAGCGAUCCAGCACUUUAUAUAUUAUGAUAAAGUAUUGUUCUUUAUUGAUGAUUCUCCUUAACUUAAUGUUCGACUGUGCUUCGUUUUCCUUUGUCUCUCUUUUUUGUCCUGCUUGAAGUGACCAUUAUGGUGUUGAUGUGCUUCUCCUUGCUCAAUCUCUAAACAAUACCUCCAUUGUGUAAUGUCCCUGCAGUUCUCAUGUUGUUCAGUCUUUCCAUUGUCUAUCGUUGUGAAGACAGACACAUUUUCUGAUCAGCUACAGAAUGUCCUACUUUGUGGUUAUGAAAUGUGCAUUGACCUUUUUGUCAUAGAAGUGACUAUAUGCAUUUCUAUAAUAAUUCGUGGGUUGAGUCAGUUGUUUGGUUUAUUGAUUGAAUCAGUUCAACUGUUUAUCUUUGAUGUUGCAGGAAAAAUGAUAAACUCAGUUUGACCUUAGUUUUACAGGGUGAAUAAAAGACAUUGGGGCUUCUCAUUAUUUUAGCGACAGAAAAGUAUUGUUGAAAAAAAAAUGGAAACCAGACAUUUCUUUUACAGUCUAGCUGUAGAAGCCUGGUUUGUAUCGGUUUCUCUCAUUUAUUACUUCCUGUGAAAUCUUCAUAUAUCGUCGGCCACAUGAUACGAUAUCACAAGCCCUAAAACCAAAAUUUUUUAGGAGAGAGAAAAAACUGUUUCAUUCUUUACAAAACUGCACGUACACUUCGAAGCUGAUAAUGAAAGAAGGGAAAAGGUGUUUUUGUAAUGAGAUAAUUGGCACACUGUUCGAUUCCUUUUUUACUCUGAUACAAUGUACUAAGCUCUUGCGCACAGCAGUUUAUUACGUCAAAAGCGUGGUUUGCUAGAAGGCAAAUUAUCAUAGUGCUUAUCACAGCUUUCCUCGGUAUUGUUGAUAGUUUCUAAACCUUUAAAGGAUAAAACAUAAAAGGUCAGACAAGAAACAGAACAGGUUUAUGACGCUAUGAACACUAUCAAACUCCAUUUGAGUGUGCCUCUUUUUUAGAUAUUUCUGUUCAGUUGUGUCGUUGAACUCAUGAGCUAGAGCAGAGAUGACAUUGGCGAUUGAGGCAUUUUUAUUUUGGCAAAGGUAUCCAUCACUGUACCGGUACAGUAUUAUUCUGCCAUAGGAUUUGGCGAGGUCUCGUAUAUAGUCUACGAUGCAAGAGGAAAAUUCGUCAGAAGUUAGUCCAUCUUCAACCUCAUGCCAGACAUAACAUUUCACAUCCUGGGUUGUUAUAUUGUUGACAGUAAAGUUAUGCACGGCAAGCUUUGUUCUAUAGUAGGGCCUACAGAGCGGAGGCCUUGAGCAUGGGGCACAGGACAUGUUGAAGACCCAUGCAGACAUGCCCGCUCUGUCCGACGUUUCCUUUGUUUUGGUCUCCGCUGACUCCACUGCUAUCUUUUAAUCUAUUUCUUUCUCUAGCCUCGCUGCCUCUUUACUUUCUUUGUGAUACUACCCACACACCUUUUGUUACAUUGCCUGUUUGGUACCCAACGCAAAUGUUUUUUUCUGGCUGGAAAAACACAAAAUUGUUUUGGUUAAAAUCUUUCCUGAAUAUGGUGAGCCCGUGUAGGUCUUUUUCUCUCUACACAUCUUGUUACAUAAAGUCGAUCAAACUUUUAAAUGUUGGUUCCAAAUACAGUAGAAGAACACGACUACAGCGGCAACCCCUACAGCGGGACCAUCCCUACAGCGGGACGUUACCGAAUCCCCCUUUUUUUUUCUCCAUGUGAACUCAAUUACCUGUGCUCGGGUUUAGCAGGGCAAGGAAAGGCCCGAACUCGGGUACAGUGGGAGAUCAAGCGAGCUCCAGCUGGGGGGGAGAGGGUUGGGGGGCUGUAAACUGUAAGCGGGCUCCAAACAGGCAGUCAGCGGUGCCGCGUUGUGAUUGGCCAGUCCAGUGAUGAGUGAGGUGGGGCAGGCGGCAGAAAGAGUUAGUGCGGAGAGACGCGUUGCGUGAGCCUCUCCAAAAGUGAUGUGUCGGAGCUUUGACGCUCAGUAUGAGAGUUUUUAGGCCAUAGCCCUAGGCUAGACCAAAUAGUAAAAGAAGAGGGGAGCGUGUAGUGUGUGAUUCCUGAUUCAUUGAAUUGCGAUUGCUGAUGCUCAUAGGCAUACGCACGCAUCCACUUCAGCAGUUCUACAGUUGCCCUUCUGGUACGAGUAUGAUAGACGGCACAAGCUAUGAAACAGAGGAAAAGAUGGCUUCCAAGAAGAACAAAAGGAAAUGCUUCUCACUCGAAUUAAAAGCCGAGAUAAUCAAUUAAGUUGACAAGAAAAGGAAGACUAAUCAAAUGCGCACAUUUUAUUGAAUAUGGAAGGGAGGUAUUCAUGUGGAUUUGUAGAAAUAUUUCAGUAAUUUCCCCUUUGCAUUCCGACAGCGGGAACUCGCUUACAGCAGGAUUUUUCUUCUGAAACAAAAUGUCCCGCUAUAGCCGUGUUCUACUGUACAACUUCGAGGAACUGUUUGCAAUAAUCACUGGUAACCUUUGGGAAACUGUGCAGAAAUUGUUCAUUCAAGAAUAUGUUGGACUCUUCUGCUCUGUCAGGGUGUGAAGUAGACCUCAAUGAUUUGUUGUUUCUUGGGUCGAAUAGGUUCUUUCUGCUUUUGCUACGGGAAGGCGAUGGCUACUAAUCAGUCAAAUUGCUACCUCCUCUCCCCGGCCCUAAAAUUUGGGAUCAAAGCUUUUUAAUUUGUCUUUUCAAACCGACAUUUUUGGUUUGUUUUAACCCCACUUCCUGGCGGAGUUUCGAAGUCAAUUACGAAGUCGAAAAUUUAAAAAACCAAGACUAUGGAGAAAUUCAAGUGGAUGAGACUGAACCGUGCAAUAAUGUAACGAUGAGACAGUUUGACAGUAUCUUUUCCUUUAAUGGGUCAUGUGAAAGCCCAUAAUAAAUUCAGCCUCUCCCACUCAGCAUCGGGACUCCCUUCAGAAGUGUUAAUAGUGCAAUAAAUUAUUACGCUUUUGUCUACAUUAGCUGGCCCAAAUGUAUUCAUAUUUUCAGCACAUCUAAGAGACAACAUCAUAAAUGUUUCUUAGACGCAGGCUUUCCCCACUGAACCGUAUAGUCAUGAAGGUGGUCAUAAAGUACUUAUCGAUGCUGCCCAGCAGAGCGUAGCUUGUGAUCAUGGAUCACAGGUAAUUUGACGACCUGCGGGCAUGGCACAUUGUUUUCUUGCUUUUUUCAACAUUUAGAAUUUGAAUUUCGACCAAAUAUUUCUUGAGCACAUGCAACCGAUACCAUAGAUUAAAAAACAGUAAUAAAAAAUUUUUUUUCUAAAUUUUUGGGUUGUGACAUUGUAUCACAUGGCCAGCGAUAUAUCUCGCAAGUUUUGCAUCUCUAGGCAGUUUGACAGUUUCAUGUUCAGUGACAUGGCUCAUUUUGACAGGUUCUUCUAUACAGUUACAAUCAUCACAUUUAUCUAUAUUUAUCAGUAUGUUGUUUACUGUUGUCAAAAUAUUUUAAGUUGUCUUUAACAUUUUUGUUUUUAAUAUGUGUAUUCUGAUUUGUGCAUUUUUUCCUUCAAUGGUGAUAAUAAAAUUUAAUAUUUUUACA